AUGGACAUGGCUGCCGAUCUAUUGCGUUCUAUGAAGUCGGCGCUUCUUGAACCGCUCGAGACCUUGAUCAUACUGCUUCAGAGAUUAGCCACAAACCACUGCAAGGGGAGCACUCACCAGACCAAUAGGCUCUUCAAGCCCAUCCGCGUCGGCAAAGUCGACCUCUCCCACCGAAUCGUGAUGGGUCCUUUAUGCAGCAACUUGGCGAACGACGAACACGUGCUCCAAGCGAACGCUGCUGCUGAGUAUUAUGGCAGUCGGGCACGCGAGCCAGGAACCAUGAUCAUUGGCGAAGCUACAUUCAUCUCUGCGCGAGCCGGUGGCAUCACGGAAAAAAGAGCUGGUAUGUGGAACAAAAAGCAGAUUGAUGGCUGGAGAAGAGCUGUGGAAAGUGUCCACCAAGCGGGCAGCUACAUCUUCCUGCAGUUGUGGGCUGUAGGACGCUCUGCUGAUCCAGCGGUUAAACAACGCGAUGGAACAGGCGACGUGGUCAGUAGUUCUGCUGUCGCAGAAACGCAAGAGGGCCACGUUCCGCGGGCAAUGCGUGAAGAUGAGAUUCAGGUAUACAUAAACGACUAUGUUACGGCUGCGAGGAACGCUAUAGAAGCUGCCGGGUUUGACGGCGUAGAGCUUCACGGCGGAAAUGGCUCUCUUAUUGACCAAUUCACGCAGAGUGUCGUCAACAGACGCACAGAUUCCUGGGGUGGAAGUGUGCAAAAUCGGUCUCGAUUCGCACUCGAGGUCACCAAGGCGGUGUGCGAAGCUGUAGGCCCAUCGCGCGUGGGUUUCAGAAUCUCGCCCUGGAGCACGUAUAGCGGAAUGGGCAUGAAUAAAGAGGACACCAUCUCACAAUUCACAGACUUACUGACUGGGCUGAAAAGGCUGGACAUCGCAUACGUUCACUUUGUUGAGAGUAGAAUCGCAGGGAGAGCGGAUGUAGAAGCAGGUGAAUCGUUGCAGCCUUUCGUCGAUCUGUGGGCAGCAACUUCGCCAAUUCUUCUCGCAGGCGGCUUUAGUCCCAAGUCUGCAGCCGAUGCACUUGAUCGGGAAUAUCGCGACAAGGACAUCCUCAUUGCCCUUCUCUUAGGCUCUCAAUAUCCUAUUCUUCCUUAA
Molecule: messenger RNA, 1113 nt
Organism: Pseudocercospora fijiensis CIRAD86
Lineage: Eukaryota; Fungi; Ascomycota; Dothideomycetes; Mycosphaerellales; Mycosphaerellaceae
Exons: 6
Coding region: 1-1113 (370 amino acids)
Molecular function (GO): FMN binding; NADPH dehydrogenase activity
Source: RefSeq, a predicted model, not a curated record